AUGAACGCAUACGUCUUGCAGAGACAGCCCGAAGAGGGACACUGUCCAAUGGAGACCAGUGUUCAACGGCGAUUCCAGAACUGGCUGUAUAACAGGCUUAUUGCUCCAUGGGUCUGCAGGGAUGAUAUUGCCGAUGUGCACUAUUUUGUGCAGAAUAACGGGCAUAUGAAGGGCAACCAGCCAGUUCAGAAGUUUGACAUCGUGAAGGAGAAACCUGAAAGAGCUAACUAUAAGCAGACAAUUGAUGCGAAGAGCGACUUCCUCUUAGAGGAAAUGUACAGCGUGAGGGUCAAUAAAGCUGUCGCAUUGACUGAAUACGGCGAGGAUUUAGUGAAAUACAUUCGAAGCGAAGACCCAGCGGACUUCGAACCCGUAUGGUCAUCCACGGGACUACAGAGCCCUGCAGAGUUGCUGCUGCCGGCGCAGUAUAGACUGCUGGCGGAAACUAUAGAGCCGCCUAUAACAAUACAAGAAGACCAUGAUGAGAUGUUUAACGUCACUUUCAAGAACAACCUUUUUGCCGUAUACGGGAAGUGCGGAUUCUUUGCCAGUACGUACGACAUUGACAUCGUUAUAUUGGACUCAAUCCCAAAAAGUGGAUAUGUGAGGGACAAUUAUCAGAAAUCUAAAUGCGCUGUCCGGUGGUCAGUGUUUAUGACUUCUCAGAUGUUUAACAUGAUAGAUCGUGACCGUGUCGCUACCAGCGGGCUAAAGCAGGAGAUCAACUUUAUCAAAGUGUGCAAAUUUUUUGAAAGAGAUGUUCUCGCUGUAUGUACCGAUGCUGGGCUCGUUCUGCUGUUUGACUUGGAGACUUUAAGUUUCUUAUUUGAGAAACAAAUAUUGUUUAGGGACACUUACAGAGAUGUGUCAAACCUUGUCCAGGAGCCUCUUGCUAUCUUUAGGAGUAAAGAAAGUUGUUGGAGUGUGGAUACGUACUGUACGGAUAACAUCGUGCUCAUAGCAGUGGGCCACAAUGGCCCGGGAGUAUCACUUUUUGCCUUCUCAGAAGACUUUCAUGGAAUUACGCCGUGUGAAGAGUUGCCCUCAAAUCAUAAUGUCCCCUGCGUCACUUUUAUACCGAACGACACGGCAAGGGAUCAAAGAGUGACAUUGGCGUACACAUCGAUUUAUGGUAAUGUCGCAACAGUCGAGAUCCGUUUGGACACCAUUACGCAAAACAAUAUUGAUGUUGAGAUAGCUGAUAUCCAGUUUUUGGCCUCGCCAGUAUGGACAGUCAUUCCACUCAAAAAGAAACAUUUUAAGAAGGUGGCCCAAUUUGAGCUCCUAAACUUGAACUUCCAAGAGUCCUUUAAGCGGCAAACAUUGCGGAAUAUGGUCUUGGAUAGUUCAAUACUGGAGCACCAACCUCCAAGCUUAUACAACUCUGGAGAGCUGGGCAUUGGUACCCUAACAACUCAGCUAAAUGUUCCCGUCGCCGAUCUGUCGCUGCGAUGCCAAAUGGGUGUUGACCCCAAUAAAGUACAUCUGAGAUUUACUACUUUCGACACAGAUGGUAAUAUGACAGCGUGGCAUUCCAAUACCACAAGCGGGAACGAGCCAACCGUACCAUUGGAUCAGUUGCCAGAAAAAAGUAAAGAUCGUUGCAAGUCUGGUCAUUUCUUCGACACAUCGACAGACUACUUUUAUAAUACUUACAAUGAAGCAUCUGAUAGCGGACUUCGGCAGUUAACUGGCCUCAAUAUAUGUAGGUAUCCUCGGUGGUUUCGAGUUGCCUCUCUGAGUCAACCGAUGCGGUGCCCGAACCCAAGGGAAGCGGCAAGACCGAUCAAUCCGGCAAACGACGACCGCAUUAUGCUUUCCAGUAAAAAUGAGGACAGUGAGUUUUUAGGUAACGAUUAUAGAAUUGAGGGAGAGUGGGAGGAUCAGAAGGCGGCUUAUGACCUUCAACAGAUACAUCGACUAACAUAUUGUCCUGUGCCUCAUGGGCGAAUAGCAGCAGGCUAUCCGAGCAUAUAUGGCAUGGUAACUGCAAUGUCUCCGUACGUGGACAGGAACAAUAUUCCCGGCUGGUCUAAAUUCGCGACUAAUCGAUAUAACGAAAAUGACAUAGAUCUUGUGGAUCCGGCGAUGACAUCAGCAGGAGAACACAUCUUCGACGAUAGUGAUUAUGCGACACAACAAAAGUGGUCUGUCCACAACCACGUUAUAAAAAUACCUUUCCUUCUAGAAAACGUUUGCACCGAGUCCGUGUCGCGAUGCAAGGGCUAUACCCUGAAGAAACACGAAAACGAUUUCCUAUUGGUCACGACGGAAGACAGAAUUUAUCUUCUCAAACCAGAUCCUCUGAUUAUAACAUCUUUUACCUAUAAUGACAUCUUCCCGAUAAAGAACGUAUCACUGUGUUCCGAAGAGCUGAUAGCAUCGGCUCUGAACAGAAUCAAUUUUGUGUGUCAUAUACCAGAGUUACAGUGUGUCGUCGUUGCAUCACAACUGGGUUUAGUGUCUUUGCUAAGAUUAACGGAGUACAUGGGGAUAUAUUCGUUUAGACAAGAGUAUAUUUUCGGAUGGAAGUCGCAGGAUCCUCAUAACCUGGAGGCAGGAAAUGUAUGCUUCAGAGAUACAGUUUUCCAUUCAAGCACCCACAGGGCAAAUGUGUGUGAAAUUGACGAUGUCAAUUUUCCUUACUUUAAUAUAGUUGGUCUAGACUAUGUUUACCUUCCUGGAAACCCUGUUAACAAACUUGCAGGUCACGCUAUCUUAUUCAUUAUCUCAAAAAACGCCGUGAACAGGAUCAAAAUUAUGGACGGGAAUGAUGCGUUUGCCAUUUAG
This is a messenger RNA of Huiozyma naganishii CBS 8797, 2790 nucleotides long. RefSeq names its product Crt10p (gene CRT10). The transcript has a single exon. NCBI's taxonomy places the organism in Eukaryota, Fungi, Ascomycota, Saccharomycetes, Saccharomycetales, Saccharomycetaceae. The record is from RefSeq and is a predicted model, not a curated record. Bases 1 to 2790 code for a protein of 929 amino acids.